CAAAUAUUCUCAAGUCUCAUAUUUAUGUGACCCUCCAAGACGGUAAAUUUUAGAAAAAAGCAAUCAUCUUCUUCUUCACUACCAUUUUCCAAAAAUCCAGUUGUGGAAAAGCCCUUGCAAAACCGCAAUCAUGGCGCCCGUUGAUCCCCACUCUUUCACGGACUCUGCUCAUCCCUUCACUGUCCAUAUCUCCCUCACUCUCUACUUUGAUUUCCCGUCCUCAACUAUCUCCGCUGCGACUCUCCUCUCCCUCGCCGCCCCUUAUUCCGGCGACCUCACUCUAGACACCCGUUCCCUCUCCAUCUCCGCCGUUCUAGACCCAGUUUCACUUUCCCCGCUCCCCUUCUCCCUUUCUCCGGCCCAGCCGGACCCAGUGAUCGGGCAAUCACUCACCGUCUCACUUUCGGGCCAAUCUCAGGUCUUGGUGGUCUCGAAAACAAGCCCCUCUAGCUCAGCUCUCCAGUGGCUUUCCCCGCCGCAAACCUUUAACAAAACCCACCCGUUUGUUUACACCCAAUGUCAAUCCAUCCACGCCAGGUCCGUUUUCCCCUGCCAGGACACCCCGGCCGCCAGAAUCAAAUACUCGGCGAAACUCAACAUCCCAAGCCAGCUCUCGGCGGUGAUGUCCGCCAAGCACGAGGGGAGGCGGCCCCCGCUGCCGGCCGAGGCUCACGGAGUGUGUGAGGAUGCGAAGUGGUGCGGGGAUGAUCGGAUCGUGGAAGAGUUCGUGAUGGAACAGCCGAUUCCUCCUUAUCUAUUUGCCUUCGCAAUUGGGGAAUUAGGGUUCCGGGAGGUGGGCCCACGGACGAGAGUCUAUUCCGAGGCUGCCCCUACGGUGUUGGAUGCUGCUGCCAGGGAAUUUGCAGAAACAGAGGAGAUGAUCAAGGCUGGAGAGGCUCUUUUUGGACCAUAUGAUUGGGAAAGAUUCGAUUUAUUGGUUUUGCCUCCAAGUUUCCCCUACGGAGGAAUGGAGAACCCGAGGAUGGUCUUCCUUACACCCACUUUGAUCAAAGGCGACUCCAGUGGAGCUCAGGUGGUAGCUCAUGAGCUUGCUCAUAGCUGGACUGGAAAUUUGAUCACUAACAAAAACAAUAACCACUUUUGGUUGAAUGAGGGUUGGACAACAUAUGCAGAGCGGAGAAUUGUAGAGGCAGUGCAAGGGGAGAACAGAGCUGCACUGAGUAUUGCACUUGGCUGGAAGGCACUUGUUGAGGAAAUGGAAAGAUUCAAGGACAACCUGGAAUUCACGAAACUGAAAAUGAACCAGGCGGGGAUUGACCCGGAUGACGUAUAUUCUCGAGUCCCAUAUGAUAAAGGUUUCCAGUUUUUAUGGCGGAUUGAGAGACAAAUUGGAAGACCGGCUUUUGAUGAUUUUCUUAAGAAGUACAUAGCCACCUUCAAGUUUCAGUCUAUUGACACUGAUAUGUUUCUUGAUUUCCUGAAAGAAAAUAUCCCUGGGAUUGAGAAUGAGAUUGAUCUGAAGCUGUGGACCGAGGGUACUGGCCUCCCUCCAGAUGCCAUGGAAUUAGUUUCCAACAUCUACUCGAAGAUUGUUUCUUUGGUCAAUGAAUUCAAUCUAGGUAAGAUUCCAAGGGAGGAUGAAGUCUCUGAUUGGCGAGGACAGGAAUGGGAGCUUUACCUAAAGAGCCUACCCAAAUCUGUUGAAGCUUCACAGAUCAAAGCCUUAGAUGCUUGCUAUAGGCUUUCAGAAUCAAAAGAUUACGAGGUGAGAGUUGCUUUCCUUCAGCUCGCAAUCUCAGCAAGGUGCGGAGAUUACUACAACGAGGUAGAAAAAACUCUGAAGGAAGUCGGGAGGAUGAAGUACCUUCGCCCGCUCUACACCGCACUUGUACAGGGCGAUGGGAGGGAAGAGGAGAAAGCUGUUGCUAGAAGGAUAUUUUCAGAUGCCUGUGGAGGCUAUCACCCCAUUGCAAAGGGAAUAAUUGAGGCCAUUCUUGCCAAACAUGUAUGAAUCACAUCUUGUUCUCUCCAUAUUGGCUGUAUUUGAGGAGGAUUCAGAAAACGUUUGCAUCAUAAUCAUAAUUUUAUCAGAUGCCCAAAGUUUCCUUUCAA
Ipomoea triloba (trilobed morning glory) is the source of this 2073-nucleotide messenger RNA. Its product is annotated as leucine aminopeptidase-like. Gene Ontology annotation, molecular function: metallopeptidase activity; zinc ion binding. Gene Ontology annotation, cellular component: cytosol. Gene Ontology annotation, biological process: proteolysis. NCBI's taxonomy places the organism in Eukaryota, Viridiplantae, Streptophyta, Magnoliopsida, Solanales, Convolvulaceae. The record is from RefSeq and is a predicted model, not a curated record. The transcript has 4 exons. Bases 131 to 1972 code for a protein of 613 amino acids.